Molecule: messenger RNA, 2085 nt
Organism: Epinephelus moara (kelp grouper)
Lineage: Eukaryota; Metazoa; Chordata; Actinopteri; Perciformes; Serranidae
Gene: zdhhc17
Product: zinc finger DHHC-type palmitoyltransferase 17
Exons: 17
Coding region: 33-1901 (622 amino acids)
Biological process (GO): protein palmitoylation
Cellular component (GO): Golgi membrane
Molecular function (GO): protein binding; palmitoyltransferase activity
Source: RefSeq, a predicted model, not a curated record
UCCCACAAUGCUCAGCGAACAUCACCACCAAGAUGGCUGACGCUAUGGAGGAAUAUGAGAAAGAGGCUGGCUGCGUCCCUAUUCUCCAUCCCGAGGAAAUCAAACCCCAGAGUCAUUACAACCACGGCUACAGUGAGAAUGUCAGCCGUAAAAACCAUGUGGAUGACUACAGCACCUGGGACAUUGUCAAAGCCACACAGUACGGCAUCUUCGAGCGCUGCAGAGAGUUGGUGGAGGCGGGCUUCGAUGUUCGGCAGCCAGACAAAGAAAACGUAACGCUCCUCCACUGGGCCGCCAUCAACAACAGGAUAGAUUUAGUCAAGUACUACAUAUCAAAGGGAGCCAUAGUGGACCAGCUGGGAGGAGACCUCAACUCCACACCUCUGCACUGGGCCACCAGACAAGGCCAUCUAUCCAUGGUGGUGCAGCUCAUGAAAUAUGGCGCGGACCCGUCUUUGAUCGAUGGCGAGGGCUGCAGUUGCGUUCAUCUGGCCGCCCAGUUCGGCCACACCUCCAUCGUGGCCUACCUAAUCGCUAAAGGACAGGAUGUGGACAUGAUGGAUCAGAACGGCAUGACUCCUCUGAUGUGGGCGGCUUACAGGACACACAGCGUGGAUCCCACCCGGCUGCUACUGACCUUCAACGUGUCUGUCAACCUGGGCGACAAAUAUCACAAGAACACAGCGCUGCACUGGGCCGUGCUGGCCGGCAACACCACUGUCAUCAGCCUGCUGCUGGACGCCAAUGCUAACGUCGACGCACAGAACAUCAAGGGUGAAACACCGCUAGAUCUUGCCAAGCAAAGGAAGAACGUUUGGAUGAUCAAUCACUUACAGGAAGCACGGCAGGCCAAAGGCUACGACAGCCCAUCCUACCUGAAGAGACUGAAGAUGGACAAGGAGUUCAGGCAGAAGGUGAUGCUAGGAACACCCUUCCUGGUCAUCUGGCUAGUUGGUUUCAUCGCUGACCUAGACAUUGACUCCUGGCUGAUCAAAGGCCUCAUGUACGCCGGCGUCUGGGUCACCGUGCAGUUCCUCUCCAAGGCUUUCUUCGACCACUCCAUGCACAGCGCUCUCCCUCUGGGAAUCUAUCUGGCCACCAAGUUCUGGAUGUACGCCACCUGGUUCUACUGGUUCUGGAACGAUCUACCCUUUGCCACUGUCCAUGUGCCCUUCCUGAUAAACACCCUGGCUCUGUUCUACAACUUUGGCAAAUCCUGGAAGUCUGACCCAGGAAUUAUCAAAGCGUCAGAGGAGCAGAAGAAAAAGACAAUUGUGGAGCUGGCAGAGACAGGCAGCCUGGAUCUGAGCAUAUUCUGCAGUACCUGCUUGAUACGGAAGCCCAUCAGGUCCAAACACUGCGCCGUGUGCAACCGCUGCAUCGCCAAGUUCGACCACCACUGUCCCUGGGUGGGGAACUGUGUCGGAAGUGGGAAUCACCGCUACUUCAUGGGUUAUCUGUUCUUCCUGCUCUGCAUGAUCUGCUGGAUGAUGUACGGCUGCAUUUCCUACUGGAGGAUCCACUGUGCCACCAGUUACGCCAAGGAUGGUUUCUGGCUCUAUCUGACCCAGAUCGCCUCCUGCUCUCCCUGGAUGUUCUGGAUGUUCCUCAACAGCGUGUUCCACUUCAUGUGGGUGGCCGUGCUCAUCAUGUGUCAGCUCUACCAGAUCGCGGCUCUGGGGAUCACCACCAACGAGAGGAUGAACGCUCGGAGAUACAAGCACUUUAAAGUCACAGCCACGUCCAUCGAAAGUCCCUUCAAUCAUGGCUGCAUCAGAAACCUCAUAGAUUUCUUCGAGAUCCGCUGCUGCGGUCUGAUCCGGCCCGUGGCGGUGGACUGGACCACGCAGUACACAAUAGAAUACGACCAGACGUCUGGCUCGGGCUACCAGCUGGUGUAGAGGAGAAAGAGGAGGAUGAGGAGGAGGAAGAAGAGGGGGCGGAGCAGGGUGGAGUCGAGUGUCGCCCGGUGGAGUUUGGAAGCAUCACCCUCCCCGUCCCCCUCCCCCGGCGUUCAUAUCGGAGCGAUGCUGUUCUCGGGAGCGCUUGCUUUUUUUCAGACCAUCUCUCCCUCACCGAUCAAAA